CCUGUCUUCCAGUUUUCACUUUAACUUUGUGCAUUGAAUUUCUCCUCGCUGCUAUUGUUCUCCUCGCUCACCUCGCUUGCUUGCUUUUAAGUACUCCACCUGCCUCCCCACUUCCUCCCAUUCCUCAUUCAAUUCUUCCCCUUACUCAAUGGCAAUUGCCGCAGCACUCACCGUGCUGGUGCUCGCAUGCUCUGUUUUCCUGGCCGACGCCCGCAUUCCUGGCGUCUACUCCGGCGGCCCCUGGCAGAGCGCCCACGCCACUUUCUACGGCGGCAGCGACGCCUCCGGAACUAUGGGAGGGGCGUGUGGGUACGGGAACCUGUACAGCCAAGGGUAUGGGGUAGAGACGACGGCACUAAGCACGGCGCUGUUCAACUCGGGGCAGAGCUGCGGGGCGUGCUUUGAGCUCCAGUGCACUGACGAACCGAAGUGGUGCAAGGGCGGCAGCAUCGUCAUCACGGCCACCAACUUCUGCCCGCCGAAUUACGCGCUGCCCUCCGACAACGGUGGGUGGUGCAACCCGCCUCGCCAGCACUUUGACCUCGCCAUGCCCAUGUUCCUCAAGAUCGCCGAGUACCGAGCCGGAAUCGUACCUGUCUCUUACCGCCGGGUGCCGUGCCGGAAGGCCGGUGGGAUCCGCUUCACUGUCAACGGCCAUAUGUACUUCAACCUGGUGCUGAUCACCAACGUGGCCGGCGCCGGUGAUAUCGUGCGCGCCAGCGUGAAGGGGUCCCGCACCGGAUGGGUGCCCAUGUCGCGCAACUGGGGCCAGAACUGGCAGUCCAACGCCGUCCUUGUCGGCCAGGCCCUCUCCUUCCGAGUCACCAGCAGCGACCGGCGCACCUCCACCUCCUGGAACAUCUCCCCAGCCAACUGGCAGUUCGGCCAGACCUUCUCCGGCAAGAACUUCAGAGUCUAGUUUAGUCUUUCUGCGCCAAUGCGCCGAACGCCUAGAUUAAUUGCAUCCCUCCUGGUGCUGCACCGACCUUACCUCUCUACAUAUGGUGUCUUAUUUUUUAAUCGUCCGGCGCCAAUCCCUCGGUCUAAGUAGAUGAGAAGAACCUCGAAUUUGCUAUAGUUUUUAGUUGGGUUCUUUUCGCGUGUGGUGUCUUGAUGUCAUCUAAUACUAGCGGCGGUGGUAAUUACGGCAGUAGCAACAGCUGAAGUGGCUGCAGAUCAAAAUGGUUCAUGUAGCCCGCAGCUGCUUAAUAUACAUAUAUCAUUGUCUUAUUGUGAUUGCAAGUUCUAAUUUGAUGUAUUUGAUCUAGUUAAGCUCA
This is a messenger RNA of Zingiber officinale, 1277 nucleotides long. RefSeq names its product expansin-A4-like. Gene Ontology annotation, biological process: plant-type cell wall organization. Gene Ontology annotation, cellular component: extracellular region. The record is from RefSeq and is a predicted model, not a curated record. Lineage: Eukaryota; Viridiplantae; Streptophyta; Magnoliopsida; Zingiberales; Zingiberaceae. The coding region runs from base 149 to 919 and encodes 256 amino acids. The transcript has 3 exons.